CUUCAGUCGGUUAUGUCUCUGAAUCGACCCAAGAAACACAGGCUGCUGGAUCUCAGUGCGAAUCGAACCGAGGGAAAAUGAGAGGUGUUCAAUUGGCUAAAUCGGGCACCUCUGGAUCGGACCUACGGACGUCCGCAAUUUCUGCUGACCCGUGUGUGGCUAGACUAGUCUUGCUCUGCACUCGCUGACGAACUGCUGGCCUCGUGUCGAUCCUGUUAACCUCCAUCUAUUUUUCUCAUCAAUCACUCCGGUUGCAAGGGCCAAUGUGGCUGCUAGCGCUUCUGUGUGUGCAAUUUGAGAGAUCGCCGCCCUCUGAGCGCCGGAACCCGGUCCUACAUGUUGCCCGCAUUGCCUUUCCAUCUUGAUCUCGCUGGCACAUCGUGUUGUGCGACAAUGAUCAAGAUAAUCAAGCUCUGGGGUUUAUAUAUUCCGACUCCCGCACACACGUUGGGCGCGCCGUCCCAAACACAUACUCGAAGCGAGAUUGAAUUGCACUCCGACCUACAGAUCAAGUAGGCAAUUGAGCAAGAGACUGGUCAAGUUUCACCACAAAAUCUUCCUGCAUGCUGCUCUGCGGCGCUGAGAUCAGUUUUGGAUGAUGCGGAAGGAUGUCCACCAUCUGCACGUCAGCUGGGCUGUCCAUCGGCGUUCAAAACCAGCAACAAGCAUAAUGCACGGUAGAGCCAAGCCGCCGCUCCCAGUCCAACCUGACAGAUGGUAGCAACAAGUCCCUUGAGUGGCGCCUUUCGUGUUGAUUAUACAUGUCGCAAGUUCAAGGCGGCUGUCACCGCCGCGAAUAUCCUCCGCAGUGGUUGGCCAACGACGAAGUAGCUUCUCAUCUGUGGCGGGUGAUGCCAUGCUAGUAGAAUCACGGGCAAUGAUCGACCAUACGGAGUUGAGACCCAGCUGACCAUGAGUCAUUUAUAUCGACGGACGGACAUGGUUCACCAAAACUGGGGCCCUGGAGGCUUAUUGGGCAAUGUGAGCGGCUGGGACAAAGUUGAAUUACACAGCCGCUGAUGGCGGCUUGUACAGCCACCCGUCACACAUUGGCUCCUUCUACCAGCAGACGCUGUGCAAAUGCGUCGAUCAUACCCUAAUGGAUCUCAUUGACGCCAAUAACCUCGUCGCAGGCACACCAACCUUCUUUCCUGCCUUCCUUUCUCACCUCCGGAGCUCGGCGCCUACAUUACCCAUCGACCCUGUCGUCGUGCAAUCCAUCCUCCUGUGUUUAGUUGCCGGGGACAAGCACCUCCUCCUUCGCGCUCCAGAACAGGACGUGCGGCUUGUGGUCAGGCUCGCCUUCUUCGUGAGUCGGAUGAAAUGAUUCGCGGUUGCUGUUUGCUCAAAGGGAGGUCAAUCUUGCUUCAAGACGUUAUCCACUGUCUUUGGGCUGCCGACUCACAAGGUCAAGAUUCGACCCAGGAGUCCCGCAACUCAAAUUGACGCGGGAACGCCAUUUCUACGCUCUCUGUUCAUUCCAUGGACUACCGCUUCCGACUUUCAAGAUGACGCGAAAUCGUCCAUCAGGACUCGCAACCACGCGACAUGGGCUCGGAGCACCACCAAGAAGCCCAGUCGGCGCUCCAUGUCCAGCCCAGCGGACGCCGCGACACUCAGCUCAAAUCCGUUCAGUGACAAUCACGAGGCGUUUUCGGGAUCGAGCACCACGACGAAUCCUUUCGCUACCACGCCACGCUCAGCACGGACACGCCUCCCCUUCCCCACACCAUCUCUGAUCCUACCCCAGUCAGAGAUAGCCGGCCCUCUGGGAUGCAGCCAAGCGCCCUGGUAGUAUCUGGUCUAGAAAACUCGGCGCUGUCCUCGCAACGUGCACUCACGCGCGUGCUGGCUGAGAAACGGGUCGUUCUGGAAGAAGAGGACGAUGUGUAUGACGAGGUCUGGAAUCUGCCGGAGGGAUUCAUCACGGUCUAUGUAUGUCCUGUGGAUCCCCACGAGCGACCUGCCAUCCAUAAGAAUCUGUUGGACAAAUUUGCUAUGAGCGCUACUGUGAACCCGCAUGCUGCGACGCGAAGUCUGCUGACUCAAACGCGUAAUUCAGCCUCGUUUCGGAAUUCCCCUGCCGUGCACCCUGUUGCCCUGCCGCAGCAAACACCGACAGCCCCAACACAGUCCAAAUCCUUGCAGCAUCACCACUCGCUAUCCUCACUUGCCUUUCCGCUCGUCUCCUCGUCGUUCCUGACCGACCUGCGGGCGCUGUAUUCCCGGACGUAUCUGAAUCCUACGCUCAGUCUGUAUGCGUCGGAUCUGUUCUCUGCUGCUCGCCAUCAUCCUCAAUUAGAUGGGAUGUGCCUCACAGCGCAGUCAAUGAAGGACGCGACCGACCUGGCCCGCGCCGGUCGGGUCGUCGGCGCAGACUUGACUGGAAUCGAGCUUGUCAGGGAUGACGCUGCUUUCCUCGCGUUGCAGGGAAGCGAGCCUGCGCAGAAUCAGAUCUUCGAUUCGCCUGACAUCCCGGAAAGCCCGGAAUGGCCCGAGCAGACCGACAGCAAACAGCAUGUCUACCAGCCUGUGGAAGUCGUCAUCGAAGACGCGGACCAACAGUCCAUUGUGCCAUCGGCCCUGACGGGGAUGCCGGGAAGGACAGGCGAACAGGAGGUUCUGGAGGUCAGCGAGGCGGACAUCGCCCGGAUAGUUCCGCGGGUGAUGACGCAUCGUUUGCGGGUGCGGAAUGGGCCCCGUGAGGAGUUGCUGGCGAGUGCAGUCUAUCCCUUGGUCGAUGAUGAGCAUAGUGUGGAGGUCAUCGAAGCUGGGACCAGGAUCACUGUCAAGGACAUCCUGCUAGAGCAGACAGAGUUGUCAUGUAUCCGUGCAGCCGGAUCACCGGCGGGUCGCUGCGUACUGAUCACCUUCUCUACCAUGAACCACGACCACAGUAUGCACUCCAUGGAUAUGGACCACGGCGGGCACGGUGGCCACGAUGGGCACAACAUGCCCGCGGUCCGGUGCUCGAUGAACAUGCUCUGGAACACCCAGAUCGUCGACACUUGUAUCGUCUUCGAGUCGUGGCACAUCCGCUCGCAAGCCAUGUUCCUGGGGUCCUGCAUUGCCAUCGUCGCGCUGGCCGUGUUCUACGAGUAUCUCCGCGCGUUCGCCAAGUCCGUGGAUGUGCGCAUCGCCCUUGCGUUGGCUGGACCGGGCAAGGGCAAGAGCCGCUCGAGCAGCAGGCCGAGAAGUGAUGAUGAGGACGCUGGCUUGUUGACAGGUCGACGAGUGUUCAACAUUCAUACCACGGGGACCCCCGUCCCACCAAUGCUCCGCGUCCUGCGCGCUUCUCUGUACGGUGCAACCGUCUUCCUAUCAUUCUUUUUGAUGCUGGUCUUUAUGACCUACAACGGAUAUCUGAUCUUCGCCACUGUAUUCGGCGCCGCUCUCGGCCAUUUCAUCUUUGGGGGUACCAUCAACGUCGAUGCUUUGCUGAGCGACGACACCAAGGGCAUGGCCUGCCAUUAAUGCAUGCAUACAUAGUCGUCAUCUAUGGGACUUCUUGUAUAGAACUGACUUACAGGAGAAUGGAAGGAAUUCACAACAACAGAGCGCCUUUCAA
Molecule: messenger RNA, 3568 nt
Organism: Mycena citricolor
Lineage: Eukaryota; Fungi; Basidiomycota; Agaricomycetes; Agaricales; Mycenaceae
Source: the annotation of a GenBank genome assembly